Molecule: messenger RNA, 599 nt
Organism: Neurospora hispaniola
Lineage: Eukaryota; Fungi; Ascomycota; Sordariomycetes; Sordariales; Sordariaceae
Exons: 1
Coding region: 157-459 (100 amino acids)
Source: RefSeq, a predicted model, not a curated record
GUCCCCACCUAUUGCCUGGGUCGGGUCUCGGAUCAGCCUCAUAUACCUUCGAACAGCGUCCCUUGAGCCUGGAAUACGAGGGAUUGUUCAUCAAACUUCUUGUUACUCUUUCACCAACCGUUACCCACAAGGGCUUCUGAAGGCGACGAUGGAUGUAUGCAUGGAAAACGGCGAAAUGGCCAUGGGAAGGGAAGAUGCUAUGUUAUGCUAUUAUUCCCUUCUCUCUUUUUUUUUUUUUUUUUUGUUGUAUUCUUUUCCUUUGUUGUACAUCAUGUUGGGGGAUGGGUUGGCGGUUCGGUGGUUCAGUUUGGUUUGAUGUUUGAUACCUCUUUGCUCGUGCGCCAUACAGUUGAUCUUGAGGCGUGGGGAAUGUUCUAUUCUUUUUUUGUUUUUUUCUUCUUCUUUUCCAAUCCUUGUUAUCUUGGUUACCGAACCAAUGUCACACUAUACUAUGUAUAGGUGUAACGUGUGGAAUCGAAAGCACGGGAGAUACACACGCAUAUACUGCACUCUAAUUCACAGGCCGUUACCUACUGCUCUUUGCGUCAAAUUGUACUUCAGAUGCUAAUAGUAAACUCUUAUGCAUAACAAUAGUCCUG